GUUCAAGUUGCUGUGCUUUAGUGCACCUAGCAUGGUGUGCCACCCGUGGAUGUUGGAACUUUUGCAGCUGAUGCUCUCAAAGUUCUUGGGGUCAACGCCUCAAGAUGUCAGAGACCGCUUUGUGGAUGACCUGGAAAAUUUGAGGGAGGUCACCUACAGGCUUGCAAACUUCUGCGGCCCGCGUGUGGAGUGUGGCCUCUGGUCUGUGCUCACGGCUUUCAGAGUGGCUGUGUAUGAUUACAAUCGGGAUGGCUACUUGCCUGAUGAGCAGCGUCUGUGUAAGUACAUUGAGGAAAACCCUUGCGCGGUGAAAUGCCCCAGGGCGCCCUUGACAGCUUUGUCGCAAAUGGAUCCGAACUAUUUGUACGUGUUCGUGGAUGACCUCGGCCUGGCAGUGAAUAUGUUGAGGCACCUCCACUGCUCCUGCAAGACUCAUCCAGUUGAGCCUGUGGUUGAAGGCAUCUUGUUGUUUUUUGAGGACGCCGAGCAUUUUCUGCAGACGCGAAUGAUGGUGCUUGGACGGCGCCGUGAGGCAGGAUGGUGACUGGUGGCCACAUCGCAACCACCAGUAUCACGCACCGGGUUUUAGCUAGACUAGCAGCUGGACAGCUGGACAGUCGAACGAAUUAUGAGGC
This is a messenger RNA of Durusdinium trenchii, 635 nucleotides long. The record is from the annotation of a GenBank genome assembly. Lineage: Eukaryota; Dinophyceae; Suessiales; Symbiodiniaceae.